This is a messenger RNA of Punica granatum (pomegranate), 790 nucleotides long. The record is from RefSeq and is a predicted model, not a curated record. NCBI's taxonomy places the organism in Eukaryota, Viridiplantae, Streptophyta, Magnoliopsida, Myrtales, Lythraceae.
CGUUGCUUAUUAACACUCACCUUCACCAUUCCCUCACCUUCUCCUCAGACCUCACACAGUUGCAGAGAGAGCUGCAUUGUAUACUCCAUUAGUUAUUGUAAUGGCGACGCUGUCGGGCGCAUUCGUGAGCACCUCGUUCUUGAGGAGGAACCCCUCCGUGGCCUCCCUCAAGUCGGGCCCGAGCUUCGGCCAGGCCCUGUUCGGCCUGAAGACACAGGCGGCACGCGGGGGGCGCGCGACUGCCAUGGCGGCCCACAAGGUGACCCUGGUAACCCCGGAAGGGAAGGUGGAGCUGGACGUCCCCUCCGACACCUACAUCCUGGACCACGCCGAGGAGAACGGGAUCGACCUGCCGUACUCGUGCAGGGCCGGGUCGUGCUCCUCCUGCGCCGGGAAGGUGGUGUCCGGGAGCGUCGACCAGUCCGACGGCAGCUUCCUCGACGACGACCAGAUUGAGGAAGGGUGGGUCCUCACAUGCGUCGCAUACCCACUGGGCGACGUCGUCAUCGAGACCCACAAGGAAGAGGAGCUCACCGCUUAAGCUUCCAUUCCAUCGCCCGCCCGCCCGACAGAGUUUAUUAUGCUUUAAAUUAAUUAGUCAAGCUUAUUGUUGUGUUUAAUUAGUCUUACUUUUAUUUUUAUUAUUAUUAUUAUCUGCUAAUUAAAUCUCUCUCUCUCUCUCUCUCUUGGACGAUUUUUUUUUUUUUAGGGGGGGAUGUCUAAGAGAUAAACUUUCCAUAAAACCAGUGUUGCUAUGGGACCGGUUAAUGUGAUGCUUCUUUGUUUAAUC